This is a messenger RNA of Triticum dicoccoides, 1688 nucleotides long. Its product is annotated as pentatricopeptide repeat-containing protein At5g66500, mitochondrial-like. Gene Ontology annotation, biological process: RNA modification. Lineage: Eukaryota; Viridiplantae; Streptophyta; Magnoliopsida; Poales; Poaceae. The transcript has a single exon. The record is from RefSeq and is a predicted model, not a curated record. Gene Ontology annotation, molecular function: RNA binding; protein binding. The coding region runs from base 167 to 1522 and encodes 451 amino acids.
UGAUCACGACGGCUCGCUACCUGCUCGUCGGUCGCUGUCGCCGCCUGCCUCGCCGCUCCUCCCCGCCCGGCGCCCAUCGCCACCUCGCCCCAGCCAGCUGAAAUUUCUGAUAGGGUUCAAUUUUCACCCUCUACGUCGGCCGUUGCUCCGUUAAUCAGGGCAGGAAAUGGCUCGCACGGCCACUCCGCUCUCGGCGCUGCUCCGCGGCCUCUCUUCCCGCCCUUCCCACUCCCCCGCAUUCCACGCCGCGCUGCUCAAGUCAUCUUCCCUCUCCAGCCCCAUCCCGGCCACCGCCCUCCUUACCGCCUACGCAAAAGCCGGCCUCCCAGGCGCCGCCUCCCGCCUGUUUGACGAAAUGCCCGUGCGCGACGCCGUUGCCUGGAACGCGCUCCUUGCAUGCCAUGUCCGUCACGCGCGCUGCGGUGCCGUCGCUGAAGUCUUCCGCGGCAUGGCGGCUGCCGGGUUCGCGCCAACGGCCGCCACCCUCUGCACCAUGCUCAAGGCCUGUGCUUCCUCCCGCGCAGUCCGCCCCGGCCGCCAGGUUCAUGCGCGGACAGUUCUUGCAUGCCACGGUGAUGUCAUUAUGACGACAGCUCUUGUUGAUCUCUACAUGAGCUGCGGCUGUGUCGAGGAGGCGAAGAGGCUGUUUAUCCACACGGACUGCCCCAAGGACGUGGCGCUGUGCAACUCUGUUCUUUCAGGAUGCGUGGAGAAUGGCCAGUUCCGGGAGGCUUUCUUGAUGCUGAGGGGAAUUGAACUCAAUGGAAUCACACUGACUUGCGCUCUCACAGCUUGCUCAGCCGCAGCAAAUCUGGCAUACGGCCUUCAAGUGCACUGCAAGGUUCUCCGAUGCGGGUUUGAUUCUGAGACUGUCCUAUGCAAUGCACUUAUUGACAUGUAUGCAAAGUGUGGGCGGACAACGGCUGCACGUGUGGUGUUUGAUCGGAUGACUUGCAGAAACAUUGUUUCCUGGUCUAGCAUGAUUGAUGGUUAUAGUCGCCAUGGGCAUGGCAAAGAGGCUUUGGAUUUGUUUGAGGGGAUGGAGAAAGCUGUACCCAUUGUCUUGCCUAAUGCUAUUACAUUUCUUGCUGUUCUCUCAGCUUGUGGACACUCUGGUCUUGUGGAUGAAGGCCGGUCCAAGUUACAUCUGAUGAAAAGAAAGUAUGCAAUUGAUCCAGGACCAGAGCACUACGCAUGUUUUAUUGACAUGUUAGGCCGGGCAGGACUGAUUGAUGAGGCAUGGGAUCUCUACUGUUGUUUACAUUCGAAUAAAAGUCAGCUCCAUGGUGCAAUCUGUGUGGCUAUGCUGAAUGCAUGUAUGGCUAACAUGGAUGUGGCAAGAGGAAACAUGGUUGCUGAGCAUAUUAUGGAGGUUGAUCCACAGAAUCCUCGAAAUCUUGUGUUAAUAUCAAAUUUUCACGCUGCUGCUGGACAAUGGUCUAUAUCAGAUGGAUCAAGGAAGGUUAUAAUGGACAAGGGUCUCAAUAAAGAAGCAGCUAGUAGUCAUGUCUCCAUUGGCUAAAAUUAAUUUACACAAAUAUGGAGGUACAGUUCAUCGACUUACCUGCAUACACUAUAAGAGUGUAAUCAACAAUUGCUUUUUCUUUUAAAACAAACCUACAAAUCAAUGUUGCUAACUGGUUCGUGGCGGGGCCUUUUUUUAUAUUUAAAAUCUAUUAUUGCUUGAA